Molecule: messenger RNA, 820 nt
Organism: Mytilus californianus (California mussel)
Lineage: Eukaryota; Metazoa; Mollusca; Bivalvia; Mytilida; Mytilidae
Product: ganglioside GM2 activator-like
Exons: 4
Coding region: 155-769 (204 amino acids)
Biological process (GO): lipid transport; ganglioside catabolic process
Cellular component (GO): cytoplasmic side of plasma membrane
Molecular function (GO): enzyme activator activity; lipid carrier activity
Source: RefSeq, a predicted model, not a curated record
UGACAUAUUUUAUAAAAUAACGAUAAAAGACGGCGUCAUCUCCCAGUCUUCUCACAUGCUUUAAACAACACAGUCCAACUUUCUCAUCUUCUGGCUUGUUCACAUAUUUACUGUUCACAAAUUUUAUACACUUAUCAAAGGCGAUUUACACGCGAUGGAAAAAAUGAUAUGGAUACUCUUGUUUUCUAUCGGAGGUGUUCUGGCUGAGUAUACAUCGCUGGAAGUCUCUAACUGUAACAAAAAUCCAAACACGCCAGCAACCAUUUCUCAUAUGAAUAUAUCUCCAAUGCCUGUAACCAUCCCUGGUAACUUCUAUUUCUCCGCUGACAUGCAGCUAACCCGCACAGUCGGAGAUUCUUCAAUGGAGAUGUCAAUAAAACGGAAAACGUAUUGGGUUGAUAUCCCUAUACCAUGUAUUUUUCGUGUUGGAUCUUGUAGAUACAACAAUCUAUGUACUAUGGUAGAUGACAUGAUUUCACAAGACUGGGCUGGACUUAUGGGUAACAUCGGGAACCAGAUAAAGACUAUGUUACAUUCCUAUAAUGUAACACAAAACCAGUGCCCACAACCGCCACGAACCUUGUCUAUUCGAAAUUACAUGAUACGCAUGCCUCAGAUGCCCUCAGUACUUUCUUGGUUUGCAGCUGGAGAUUACAGUGCCAAUAUUAGAGUGCAAGAUAAUAUAUCUAAUGAAGAAUUGCUGUGCCUUGAUUUGAAUUUAAGUUUAAAACGAGCAUGUACAGGCUACAGGUGCUAUUUCGGUAAAUAAUCUGUUUAUUUACACACGAAUAUGUUAAAUAAACAAAAAUGUAAACAUAAA